Messenger RNA from Staurois parvus, 407 nucleotides. NCBI's taxonomy places the organism in Eukaryota, Metazoa, Chordata, Amphibia, Anura, Ranidae. The record is from the annotation of a GenBank genome assembly.
GACACUGACUGGCGGCACUGCUGGGCACUGACUGGCGCAACUGCUGGGCACUGACUGGCGCAACUGCUGGGCACUGACUGGCAUCACUGCUGGGCUGCACUGAUGGGCACUGAUGGGCACAGGCGGGUGGCACUGAUAGGCGGAGGUGGGUGGCACUGAUGGGCACAGGUGGGUGGCACCACUGGGCACCGGUGGGUGGCACCACUGGGCACUGGUGGGCGGCACUACUGGGCACAGGUGGGUGGAACUGGUGGGUGGCACUGCUGGGCACCGAUCAUCAGGGCACUGAUCAUCAGUGCCCUGAUGAUCGGUGCCGAUCCCUGCUCUGACAACUGCUGGUUCUCGUCAGUACUUUUCCCAUGUUCUGACAGCGUGAGGAAAGUGCAGCCGAGAACCGGCAAUUGCAU